Messenger RNA from Dichotomopilus funicola, 744 nucleotides. RefSeq names its product NAD(P)-binding protein. The record is from RefSeq and is a predicted model, not a curated record. The transcript is spliced from 4 exons. The coding region runs from base 1 to 744 and encodes 247 amino acids. Gene Ontology annotation, cellular component: cytoplasm. Lineage: Eukaryota; Fungi; Ascomycota; Sordariomycetes; Sordariales; Chaetomiaceae. Gene Ontology annotation, molecular function: alcohol dehydrogenase (NAD+) activity.
AUGACUAUCGUCUUCAUUACUGGUGUUGGCAGGGGUAUUGGUCGGGCCCUCGUCGAGGCCUACCUUGCCCAGCCAAACACCACCGUUAUCGGCAGUGUCCGCAACAAGGCCGAUGCCAAAUACCAGGAGCUCCAGAACUCUCCGGCCGCCAGCGGCUCUAAGCUCAUCCUGGUGAGCAUCGAAUCGUCUUCCCAGACGGACCCGAAGCAAGCGGUCGAGGAGAUCCAGGCCGCCGGCAUUGGCCACGUCGACAUCGCAAUUGCCAACGCCGGCUACUCGCCGCCGUUUGCGGGCGCCGACUCAGUUGCGCUCAAGGACGUCGAGGAGUCCUUCCGUGUUAAUGCUCUUGCGCCCCUCGCUCUGUACCAGGCCCUCAAGCCCCUACUCGACAAGUCCAGCGCACCCAAGUGGAUAACAAUGUCAUCAGCCGUCGGAUCCAUCACCAACAUCGAGCUGUAUGGCGUGUCUGGGUUGAUUUCGUAUGGUGUGGCUAAGGCGGCACUGAACUGGAUUACCGUCGCUGCUCAAGGCGCGGAUAAGAACCUCAUCGCCUUCUCGGUCCAUCCUGGCCUGGUCCAGACGGACAUGGGCAAUGCCGGGGCUCGCGCGGCCGGCUUGGAGAAGGCCCCCGUGACCCUAGAAACCGUGACGUCCAAGCUCCUCCCUUUUAUUGCGGAAGCCACACGCGAGAAGACUUCUGGCAAGUUCUUUAACCUCGAUGAUGACACCGAGCUCCCAUGGUAG